Maylandia zebra (zebra mbuna) is the source of this 4450-nucleotide messenger RNA. It is a transcript of the gene marchf11, whose product is annotated as membrane-associated ring finger (C3HC4) 11. Gene Ontology annotation, biological process: protein ubiquitination. Lineage: Eukaryota; Metazoa; Chordata; Actinopteri; Cichliformes; Cichlidae. Gene Ontology annotation, molecular function: ubiquitin-protein transferase activity; zinc ion binding. The record is from RefSeq and is a predicted model, not a curated record.
GUUGCUGCUGCUGUGAGUAUGAUGCUUCUCAUUUCUUUCUUACUGCUGGCUGUGCUGAAGUAGUGCCUGCCUGGGUCUGGAAACUUAUGUCCUCCAUCAUAUUAAUGGGAUAAUAAUGUGAUUGAUUGGUCAUCCCCCGGGGGAAAUGGUCUUUUCUGCUUCCUGAGAGUGCACGACUCAUCAGAGAACUUACAGCUGACUUGAAGUGGAUUCGUGCCCAAGAGCCCCUCAGCAGGGUGAAUGCUCGAGCACAUCAGGCGGCUUCCAGCCCGGGUUGGACCGCUCGGAAGAUUGUUUGCGUGCCGCUACUCUGUUGCCAUCGGCUUUAUCGGUGGGGACUAAAGAGGCGGAGGAGGAAGGGUAGAGGGGGAUUUGGGUGCUUCAGGACGGCUGAGUCUCGUUGCGAUGCAUGGAGGCUGCUUGGAAAUGCUCCCCGGGUCUCCGGAGCGCAUGAGGCGAUUCCAGCCGAGCGACGGUCCGCAGCAGCAUCGUGAGCUUCCUGCGGCUCAACUGCAGCUCUGCCAGGCUGUCGCGCUGUAGGUUCCGUUACAGGAGGUGCACGGCUCGGUUCGGAAGCCACGGAGCGGAGUUAUUUUCGCCGAGAGCGCCGUAAUCAAGGAGCCUGAAGGCUGCAUCGCGUCCCUGCGUCGCAGUGGUGGUGGAUACUGUGUGAGCGUGUCGGGCGGCAUCUAUGCAAUUUAUUUUCGACUUUUCAUUUUAUUAUGAGCACAGAGGAGGGAGAGGCGGGUCCCGCGUGUGGGGAGGCGAGUGGAGGUACCACCAUACCUCACCGCCACACCUGGGAGGAAAGCGAACCUCACGGCUUCCAAGGACGUCCGCACCCCGACGAUGAGGACGAAGCCUUGGGAGGAGAGGAGGGAGAGGGGGCAGAGGGCUGCCGGGAGGGCCGGAGCUGCAGGGACGCGUGUGGGGGUGACACAGAGAAAUUCACUGUGGAGAACAACGAGGGGAAUUUUUCCAGUGAGGACGGGGCUGUCGGGGGGAGCUCUUGCAAGGCUCAGACAAUGCAUUCAAACUGCAGCAGCGAAACCUGCAUCCCCACUCCCAGCUGCAGGAUCUGCUUCCAAGGCGCAGAGCAGGGGGACUUGUUGAACCCAUGCAGGUGUGACGGCUCAGUGCGGUAUACCCACCAGCAGUGCCUGCUGAAGUGGAUCAGCGAACGGGGCUGCUGGACCUGCGAGCUGUGCUGCUACCGUUUCCAGGUGAUCGCCAUCAAUCUGAAGAGACCAUGGCAGUGGCAGUCCAUCACCAUUACCCUGGUGGAGAAGGUGCAGAUCAUUGCGGUGUUCCUGGGCUCUCUCUUCCUUGUAGCCAGCAUCUCCUGGCUGCUCUGGUCGGCGCUCAGCCCUCAGGCCACCUGGCAGCGUCGCGAUGUCCUCUUCCAGAUCUGCUACGGCAUGUAUGGCUUCAUGGACCUGGUCUGUGUAGGCUUGAUCAUCCACGAGGGGGCAGCAGUGUACAACGUGUUUCUGCGCUGGCGAGCAGUGAACCUCCACUGGGAUGUUCAAAGCUAUGACAAGACCAAGGACAUGGAGGACACAAGCACUGGUCACUCUUCGCUGGCCCCCAGGACACUUUGGUUGCCUUUGGCCACUUUUGGGCCCAGCGGCCCCUUACACCCGACCCAGCUGGGAUCACAUCCAUGGACUUGCCUGUGUUUGGCACCCUUUUGCCACAGAAUGGUAGCCCGAAACAACCUCAGCCAGGACAGUGAUUCGGGAGAGGUUGUCAUUCGUGUAACAUCGGUAUAAACUCCAAGCAGUAUUUGUGGAGAGACGAAGCAUCUGAUGGGUUACAUCUGGGAGUUACAGUCUGAGCUGUGCUGCAAAGUUGUUUUGUUGCAGAUUUUUUUCCGUAACUUAAUACUUUUAAUUAUUUGAACUGUGUGUGCUGUCUGGGGCUGGUCCUCAAACCAAUCUAAUACCUUCAGUAACUCACAUUUUUGUGUUGGUGCCUUUGUUUUUACUCUGAGAUAUAACACUGUUUAUUUUGUGACAGAGACAUGAGCCACCCUCACAUAAAUCUUUUUUUUUUGUGGUUUUCCUUUUAAACUGUUGUGUGGCACUCAUGUCAUGUGGAAUUGAAGGAAGUGAUGGGAUUAUCCAGAUUACAAAUCUAAGGCACAACAUCAGACAUGGUGUAGGAUCACAGGGUUGCCUGUUCAAGGUUGAGGAAUACUGUACACAGCCAAUAUCCUCUCUCUCUCUCACUCUCAUAUAUCUCUGCUCUAAUGUGGCAUAGAGACAGUAUGGUGUCAUAGUCUCAAGCCACCCUUAAUUUCAUUAGGUUUUGUUAGGAAAAUGUGAAAUAAGUGUAGCGAUUUAUUCAAAUAAGUGCAAACAUAGAUGGAAAUACAGGAUAUAAGGCAAAAAACCCCAAAAACAAAACAUAUUUUCUACAAUUCUAACAAGCUUGAAAGUCAAUAAUUGGUUUGACAUUUCUUUUUCAACACAGCCAGAACUUUCUUAGACAAGCUUACUUACCUCUUGUAAUUUCUUUAAGGAGCAUUCAGCAGUAGUUCUCCAGACUUCUGGAAAAGCCAUUCAAAGUUCUUCUUUGGAUGUUGGCUGUCUUUUUGUUCCAUUUACUCUGAUGAUUCAACGUUGCUUCAAUAAUGUUGAAGUCAAGGCUCUGGGGAGGUCAGUCCAUGACUGACAGUGUUGGCAGUGUGUCUGAAAAUGAUCAGAAGCUUUGUGGAUGGCAUUCAUGGUGAAUUAAAAUCUGAUGGUAGACUUCUAUACAUUUAGAAAACAUCCCCCAAGAACACCGGCUGAAAUUCAGCCCCAAAUUAUGACAGAGCCUCCACCAUGAUUUCCAGACUAUAGACGCCCUUGUAAAUAUUGAAUGAUUUGAAACAAACAUUUUACAUUUAAAACUCAAAAAGAACUGAUGCCACUGACUUCCAGUCCAGUUCUUGUGUAAUUUUCAUUCCUCAGCCUUUCCUCCCUGUUUUUGGCUUUCAGAUACUGUUCGUCUGCUGUAUAUAGAUUUUUUUCUGCAACUUAUUCUUUUGUCCUCCAUUUUUCUCAGUUUUCUCAAAUUUCUUCAAAAUUUGAGGAAAAAUUGCUGAGAUAGACCAAAUUAUCAACUAAUAGGCGUUGAUCAGACUGAAGACAAAGUGAAUUUUAUGAACUUUUUUCGAGAAGCAAGUCUUCCAAUAUGGGAGCCAUAUGGGCAUCACCCUCUCUUUAUUUCUUUUUCUUCUUCUUGGGUCGGCUAUUUUUGGACACACUGUCAGCUGCUGAAAAUCAGUGUUACAAUUUACUGUUAUUACGAAUUACGAAUUAUUUAAAAGUGUUAUAUUGUUAAUGCAUCAUUGCAGGACUGCUAACACAAAAGUGUUCUAGGUUCAGAGCUGUACUUAGGAAUGAUGUAUAGCUUUUAAUUUUAAGCAGGGUCUCUGAGCUUUGUAACUAUACAACCAGAUGUCCUGCUUUAUGUUUUAUGCCGAUAAAAGGAUUUGACAGACAGGGAUGCAGGAAUUAUGACACAUUUCAUAUGAGCACAAAAACCUGAUGUCAAAAUGAUAUUGAAAAAAAUGAUCCAGCAAACAUUUAAUGCUGGUUAAGGAUGUGAUUCUUGCUUUGGGUAUAAGAGGUCCAAAUCCUGGAUGAGCCCCCAUGAUGUUACUCUCAGUCCUAGAAGAAUCAUGGGUGUAGCAUAAAAAGUGAAAAGAAGCAUUUUUCACCAAUCUAAAGGACUGAAGAGUGCCACGGCAGAAUUGCACUCCAGAAAGAAGAGAUUUAUUUAUCUAUUAAUGUAGACAAUAUCAGGGUGUGCACGAGGCCAAAGAAAAAGAAAAAUGCUUCCCACACCUAUGCUUCCUGGAGGGAAUGUCCAAGAUAAUGUCCAUAGAGAUGGCUUUCUAUGCUUAUCGAUUCUUAGGAGGAAGGAGGAGAGAGGUCAGCCUAAUAGGUCUCUAAUUUAAAGGAGCUACCAUCAGUCUCCCGUCCAAUCACCAGGUGCCACAUAGAACUCAACAUAAUGGGUAAGCAGAAAUGGUUGGACCCAGGGAUGAAGGGGCAGACACCCAAUGUACAUAAACACAAUUUAAAUUAUGACAUGGGGCCAUAACGUGACACCCCCCCCCGAUCCCCCUUUUUUAGAUUUCAUUGUCAUUCAUAACAUUUCCAGUGCUGGUAUAAGCUGGCAAAGUGACAUCUGUUCAGCAUGGCAGUGUUUGCCUCAAAGGACUGAUCCUCAGAUGGUUUGUGCCAGUAUAAAUAUAGCUAUUGGAAAUUGUGUUUUUCCCUGUCUGUAAACCAUUCUUUUGAGCUUCCAUGAGCCCUGUGAUGUUUGGGCCAUGGGCUAAUCUGUUCUUGACCUACGAGUCAUUUACUUUUUUUGGUGCCUUAGGAGGCUGGGUGUCGACGUUGCAAUGCGCAGCACAGAAAUGACUUGAAUGUGACUUUUGCUGUUGGCUGUAUUU